Volvox carteri f. nagariensis is the source of this 1716-nucleotide messenger RNA. RefSeq lists its product as uncharacterized. Gene Ontology annotation, biological process: fructose 1,6-bisphosphate metabolic process; glycolytic process. Lineage: Eukaryota; Viridiplantae; Chlorophyta; Chlorophyceae; Chlamydomonadales; Volvocaceae. Gene Ontology annotation, cellular component: cytosol. The transcript is spliced from 13 exons. The coding region runs from base 80 to 1261 and encodes 393 amino acids. The record is from RefSeq and is a predicted model, not a curated record. Gene Ontology annotation, molecular function: fructose-bisphosphate aldolase activity.
CCCUUGGAAGCUUUGAGUGGUUUAACGCCUGUGAGCAACGUGCGGCAAGACAGCUGUCCAAAAUACUGGCAGGGCGAGCAUGCAGACCAAAAUGCAGUUGCGUUCGCCGCGUGCGGCAUCGUGCGCACGCACUUUGCGCUCACGCACACAGCCCAAGGUGAUGUGCCGCGCUUUCAACUCCAUGGAGAGCCCCUAUGCUGAGGAGCUCAAGAAGACCGCCGCGUACAUCGCCCAAAAAGGCAAGGGUAUCUUGGCAUCUGACGAGUCCAACGCGACCACAGGCAAGCGCCUGCAGAGCGUGGGCGUCGACAACACGGAGGAUAACCGCCGCGACUGGCGCGAGCUGCUGUACACUGCACCAGGCCUGGGGCAGUACAUCAGCGGUGCGAUCAUGUUCGAGGAGACUCUUUACCAGAAGGCCCGCGACGGUCGCCAGUUUGUGGAUAUCCUGUUGGCGCAGGGCAUCUACCCGGGAAUCAAGGUCGAUACGGGCCUGCAGAUGCUGCCCGGCGACAAGGGCGAGACCACCACCCAGGGUCUGGAUAACCUUGCGGACCGCUGCAAGGCCUACAGGAAACAGGGAGCCAAGUUCGCCAAGUGGCGCGCGGUGGUUAAGAUCGGGGAGGCGGGCUGCCCUUCCACUACCGCCAUAUUGGAGAACGCGCACGGCCUGGCCCGCUAUGCGCAAAUCUGCCAGGAGAACGGUCUGGUCCCUAUCGUGGAACCCGAGGUGACUCUGGGCCCUGGUGACUACUCCAUCGAGGAGACGGCCUUCUGGUCGGAACGAGUGUACAGCCACGUGAUGCGGCUGCUCAACGAGUACGGCGUCGUGCUUGAGGGAAUCUUGCUCAAGCCGAACAUGUGCCUGCCAGGUCUGGACGCGCCCGUGGCCAGCCCCCAGGAUGUGGCUCGUGUCACUGUGCGCACCAUGAUGCGCUCUAUCCCCCCGGCAGUCCCCGGCAUCCAUUUCCUGUCAGGCGGCAUGAGCGAGGAGGAGGCUACCCUCAACCUUCAGGCUCUGAACGACGAGGCCCCCAACGCCCCCUGGGCGCUGACCUUCUCAUACGGCCGCGCGCUUCAAGCGACCACCCUCAAGACCUGGGCGGGCAAGGAAUCCAACUGGACUGCGGCUCAGGACAUCCUAGUCAAGCUGGCUAAGGCCAACAGUGAGGCGGCUGCGGGCAAGUUCAAGGGGCCUCACCCCGUGCCGGGCGGUGGCCGCAUUCUGCAGGCUCUGCGCACCGGUGGAGCCGGCAAGUAAGGAGCAGAGAGACCCGCCAGGCAUGAGAACGGAAGCAUGCCGGGGCACAAGCUGCUGACCGAUAAUGACCUGCUGCGUUUGUUUUUUUUGGUGACCGUACGAAGUCGCUGACGUUUCGCGACGCCAGCAAGGGCACCUCAGCACACGCUCGGUGCAUGCUGUUGGGUUUUGUGACCUAUUGAAAACGACAAAGCAAGGUCAGUUUUGUUUGUAUGCAUUCAAAGCGUUAUUAUCAAGGAAGUUGACACGGCGCUCAUGUAGAUCAGGGGUGCGAACUCUAUUUAUUAUUCAUAUGCUGCCUGCCGGGACUAAAAGCUGAUCGAUACGCCGUAACUGUGGGUGUGGGUGUGGGUGUGUGUCCCCUCGCCGGGGCCAUUGUUUGUUCGAUCUGCCGCUGUCGUUGAGGUACUGUGGCUAUCCUGUGACAGCCACAUUCUGUAAAAUAAGCACUCGUG